Molecule: messenger RNA, 900 nt
Organism: Penicillium malachiteum
Lineage: Eukaryota; Fungi; Ascomycota; Eurotiomycetes; Eurotiales; Aspergillaceae
Product: OSTA/TMEM184 family protein
Exons: 6
Coding region: 1-900 (299 amino acids)
Biological process (GO): transport
Molecular function (GO): transporter activity
Source: RefSeq, a predicted model, not a curated record
AUGGGCCUCUUCAGUAGCAAUGGCAGCAAUCAUACUUGCCCCAUGCCUACCACAUUUGCCAAAGAGGCAUCCGAGCCUAUAGCUGUCGCUCUUGGGUCGUUCUUCCUGUUGUUGUGUCAAUUUAUUUCAAGUGACUCCCAGACGGAUGUGAAUGUCUUCUUCGCUGCCUUCGAAGCGCCGCAAAAGAAAGAUAAUUCAUUUGUGACUGGGUUGGAAUGGUUCCGAAAGCAAUGGAUUGCGAUAUUCCAAUAUCCUGUGGUCGCCUUUGGUGUGGCUAUUGCGACCGAUAUCACACAAGCUGCCGGAAUCUACUGUUUGGACAGUAACAAGCCUUACUUUGCACACCUAUGGCUCACGAUCAUCUCGACGGUGUCUGUGGGGUUUGCUGUUAUGGCAGCAUUGAACUUCUACCGAACUUUAAAAACAUAUCUAAGCGGGCACCAGCCACUCGCAAAGCUACUUGCUUUCAAGUUGAUUGUCGGUCUAUCAUUUCUCGAGAGGAUUAUCUUCACCAUCCUCCGAACUACCAAUACCCUCAAGUCUACCUCCACACUGAGCUAUGCGGACGUUAACAUCGGUAUUCCUGACCUCGUCAUAUGUCUUCAAAUGGUUCCUUUCGCCCUCUUCUUCCCUUGUGCCUAUCGAGUCUCGCCCUAUAUUGGCACUGGCCCCUACAAGAGUGGAUUCCUCGGUGCCCGGGCUUGGAUUGGCUUAUUCAACCCCAUGGAAAUCCUUCGUGCAAUCAAAUUCAUCUUUGAUAUGGGCACUGAGUUAAGAAACCAGGGAGAUGCUGAGGGAUACAUUGUUGAGCGAGAGGGCCGACCGCUGUAUCCAUAUACUUACCAUAACCUUGACUCUGCUGGGACGUCAUACGAUCAAUCUUAUGAUCUCAGGAAGUAA